AUGCAAGCCAAGAAGAUGAUGGAAUGUACACAUGUGAACUUGAAUUUGUUUACCUUGGCAGGAAGUAUAAAGUAACAAAGACAACAGAAUUGAAAAUAAGUCCAGUUAAAGUGAUAUAUCCAGACUUGAUAAGUCCGAAAAAUAAUACAAUUGAAGCAAGGCUUGGCUCAGAGCUGAAAGUGACCUGUGAAGCUUAUUUGGGAUCUGGUAGACUGCAAUUUCCUAAGCUUUUCUGGCGAGUGAAUACAAUGAAGAUUCCCACAGAUGAAUCCAGAAUUAAACAAGGGCAUACAUUCCGUAAAGAAGGAACUGGUCAUGAGGUAGUUCUGAUGAGAACCCUGUUUAUUUCCAAGAUCACUGAAGAAGAUUUUCAAACAAAAUUUGAUUGCUUUGCAAGCAAUCUACAAGGAAAGAGAGGGGCUUUUGUAAAAAUUUCACGCCAAUCACCAGAUUGGAUGUCUGAAGCAAUUAAAAUCUUAAUUCCACUGAUAUUUGGAUUUCUAGCCUGUGCAACAGUAUAUGUUAUUUUCAAGGUUGAUAUUGUCCUUUGGUACAGAGAUUCAUUUGAAUCCCAUAAAGUCAUUAAUGAUGGUAAGAAGUUUGACGCAUAUGUAAUCUAUCCCAGAUCUGAGAGCAAAGGUCAGAAAGAAAACUAUAAAGCAAAGUACUUUGCUGUUCACAUUUUACCAAAAGUACUUGAAGAAAAAUAUGGAUACAAACUGUUUAUUUGUGGCAGAGAUGAUCUCCCUGGCCAGGCUGCAACUGAAGUGAUUGAAAAUAAUAUACGGAGCAGCAGGAGACUGAUUAUCAUUUUGACUCAAAUGACUUCAGCUGACGACCAGGCAUACUCUGGAUUUGAACGCCAAAUUGGAUUAUAUAAGGCUUUAAUUGAGAAUGAAAUUGAAGUAAUUCUAAUUGAGUUUGAGAAAUUUGAAUGCUUGAGUGGCUUUCCAGAAUCCAUAAGACACCUCAUUCAAAGAAAUGGUACCAUUAAAUGGAAAUCAGAUGAAACAAAUAAACUUGAUGCUGUUUGCUUGAGAUUUUGGAAGCAAGUGAGAUACAAAAUGCCAGCAAGAAGGAAGACACUGGCUGGAUCUGUUUGAUUCUACAAGGCACAAAAUGAAGGAAAAACACAGUUUGUGUUUUAUUCUUAGUUUUAUGCCCUACUAAUUGAACUGAUAUGGACUUCAGUGCUUACAACUUCUAAUGUUCCCAAUUUCCAACAGUGUUACAUUAACUUUGGAGAUAGGUUUAUGCAUUUUUUGCAGUUUUUAAACAGUCCUUCUCUACAUUGUUAUGAUGACAUAUGGAAAGGUUUUUUUUGUCAGUUGGAUUUGAAUGGGGAUCCUUACCCAUCAGAGCCAUUUGUUGGAAAAAGACUUGCACCUGUCCUGUUAUUUUCUAGUCUGGUGACAUUAAUGAUUCCAGAUCUGUGGACUUUGUGUGCAGUGUCCCAUAUAUUUGUAGCAAGGACAUG
This is a messenger RNA of Hypanus sabinus (Atlantic stingray), 1477 nucleotides long. RefSeq names its product interleukin-1 receptor type 1-like. The coding region runs from base 24 to 1103 and encodes 359 amino acids. The record is from RefSeq and is a predicted model, not a curated record. NCBI's taxonomy places the organism in Eukaryota, Metazoa, Chordata, Chondrichthyes, Myliobatiformes, Dasyatidae. Gene Ontology annotation, biological process: signal transduction. The transcript has 7 exons.